Messenger RNA from Nilaparvata lugens (brown planthopper), 315 nucleotides. RefSeq lists its product as uncharacterized. NCBI's taxonomy places the organism in Eukaryota, Metazoa, Arthropoda, Insecta, Hemiptera, Delphacidae. The annotation marks the transcript as partial. The transcript has 3 exons. Gene Ontology annotation, molecular function: mannosyltransferase activity. The record is from RefSeq and is a predicted model, not a curated record. Gene Ontology annotation, biological process: protein O-linked glycosylation via mannose.
UGAGGAGAUAGGAAAGUACAACGUGACAGCAAGCUGUAUCCUGGCCGGAUUAGCGAUGUUAGCCAAGGAGACUGGUUUGACUGUCCUAUUGGUCAAUCUGGUAUACGAUCUCUACAAAUCGUGGCCUCAUGUCAAAAGGAUAUUAUGCGACGGGAAACGAAGUGACGAGGCUGUCAAAUUCACUCGUCGCGCGGCCAAAGUUCUUGUAGCGAUGAGUGCACUGUUGAUCUUCCGACUAGCACUCCUACAAGGAUCCUUACCAAAGUUCUCAGCCCAAGACAAUCCAACAGCAUUCCAUCCCUGUCCACAUGUUAG